Atta colombica is the source of this 509-nucleotide messenger RNA. RefSeq names its product cholesterol 7-desaturase-like. Lineage: Eukaryota; Metazoa; Arthropoda; Insecta; Hymenoptera; Formicidae. The record is from RefSeq and is a predicted model, not a curated record. Gene Ontology annotation, molecular function: 2 iron, 2 sulfur cluster binding; chlorophyllide a oxygenase activity. Gene Ontology annotation, cellular component: chloroplast. Gene Ontology annotation, biological process: chlorophyll biosynthetic process. The annotation marks the transcript as partial. The transcript has 3 exons.
UGUGCAAUUGAACGGAGCGAGAACUUACGAGACACAUACGACAAAUUAAAAAAGUUGAAAAAAUCAAGAGAAUCGGACAUUGAUGACAAUGUUGGAUUGGUGCGUCGGAAUUGCAACCACCCUACUGAUCUUCCUCAUUUAUUUUGGAUAUUUCUUUAAAUUCAAUAAUGUGAAAGAUUUAAGAACUGAGACCCGCAGCUUUUAUAAUAAAAAUCGAAAGAUAGGCAAAGAAUUACCGCCGGUUUAUCCGAACGGAUGGUUCGCUCUGCUCGAAAGUUCACAGAUAAAAAAAGGUCAAGUGAAACACGUGUCUGCUCUCAGCGAAAAUUUUGCAGUGUUCAGAACCGAAAGAGGCAUUAUCAACAUUUUAGACGCAUAUUGCCCUCAUUUAGGGGCAAAUAUGGCCGAAAAUGGUCGUGUCAAAGGAGAUUGUCUGGAGUGUCCCUUUCAUAGCUGGAAGUUUCGUGGAGAGGAUGGCUACUGUGAGAACAUACCUUAUACCACAAAAG